AUGUCUGAAAUCAGAUUCAGCAAUCUUACUUGGGAUCAAAUCAAAACACUGCACCAAGUUUUGGAUGGAGUAACUCCGGUUCAUGGAAGAGGGAAUUUUCCCACACUGGAGGUGAAACCAAAAGAUGUCAUUCAUGUUGUGAAAAAUGAACUCAUAGAACAAGGAAUUAUUGUCAAAGAUACACGGUUAAAUGGUUCCACAGCAAGUUACGUACUUGCAAGCCAUAAUGGAAUCACCUAUAAGGAUCUGGACAUUAUUUUUGGUGUUGAACUUCCAAGUGAUCAAGAAUUUCAGAUUAUUAAGGAUACAGUUCUGGGCUGUCUACUUGACUUUUUACCAAAAGGUGUGAAAAAGGAAAAGAUCACCUCUAAGACCAUGAGAGAUGCUUACGUGCAGAAGAUGGUUAAAGUUUGUGAUCAGAGUGAUCGGUGGAGUCUCAUCUCUCUCUCAAAUAACACUGGUAAGAAUGUAGAGCUAAAAUUUGUGAAUUCACUCAGACGCCAAUUUGAAUUUAGUGUAGAUUCCUUUCAAAUAGUUUUAGAUACUAUGUUGGACUUCUAUUGUGACAAAAAUGCCAAGCUCAACAAAGAAUCCUACCCAGUUGUAGUGGCUGAAAGCAUGUACGGAGACUUUCAAGAAGCAAUGACACAUUUGCGAUACAAGCUUAUAUCUACCAGAAAACCUGAAGAGAUUAGAGGAGGUGGCCUUCUGAAGUAUAGCAACUUACUGGUUCGUGAUUUCAAGCCAGCGUGUGAAACAGAAAUCAAGGUCCUGGAACGUUAUAUGUGUUCUAGAUUCUUCAUUGAUUUUCCUGAUGUAGUAGAACAACAAAAGAAAAUUGAAUCAUACCUCCGCAACCACUUCAUAGGUGAAGAAAAGAGCAAGUACAACUACCUUAUGACUUUGCAUGGAGUUGUGAGUGAUAGCACUGUUUGUCUCAUGGGACAUGAAAGAAGGCAGACACUCAAUAUGAUCACUCUUAUGGCUUUAAAAGUGCUGGGAGAGCAGAAUAUUUUACCCAGCACAGACAAUGUAACUUGUUUCUAUCAGCCUGCUCCAUACUUAGCUCUUGAAAGAGGGUAUCGUACUUACUAUGUAACAUCUGGGCCACCACCUAUUUUUUUUCAGCCAUAUUACCCAAUGCACUUUUGUAUACCACACAACAUGGUGUAA
Messenger RNA from Ochotona curzoniae (black-lipped pika), 1173 nucleotides. RefSeq names its product terminal nucleotidyltransferase 5D (gene TENT5D). The transcript has a single exon. Gene Ontology annotation, molecular function: poly(A) RNA polymerase activity; RNA binding. Bases 1 to 1173 code for a protein of 390 amino acids. Gene Ontology annotation, biological process: mRNA stabilization. The record is from RefSeq and is a predicted model, not a curated record. NCBI's taxonomy places the organism in Eukaryota, Metazoa, Chordata, Mammalia, Lagomorpha, Ochotonidae.